Messenger RNA from Ruditapes philippinarum (Manila clam), 2396 nucleotides. RefSeq names its product 4-hydroxybenzoate polyprenyltransferase, mitochondrial-like. NCBI's taxonomy places the organism in Eukaryota, Metazoa, Mollusca, Bivalvia, Venerida, Veneridae. Gene Ontology annotation, cellular component: mitochondrial inner membrane. The record is from RefSeq and is a predicted model, not a curated record. Bases 123 to 641 code for a protein of 172 amino acids. The transcript has 4 exons. Gene Ontology annotation, biological process: ubiquinone biosynthetic process.
AUUAAAAUUAAUGAAAUGACUUUGAUGGUCGCUUUAUGACUUUCUUUUUCGUUUCAUUGAACAUUUCAUUUUUUAUCUAUAAAAUCAGUACUAUCUUUGUACAUACACGUGAAUAAAUAAUUAUGAGCUUGGCUAUGGCGUUUGUGGACAUGUUCCCAGAGCAGAUGAAACCGUAUCUAAAAAUUAUCAGAAUGCAUGACCCUACACUGAAUGUGAUGGUAUUUUGGCCUACCGCCUGGUGUAUAGAACUGUCCAAUACAAGUAACUUGCCAAAUGUUUAUCUCCUGACGCUGUUCUUUCUUGAAUCAUUUAUUCUACACGGUGCAGGACUUAUUCUAAAUGAUAUAUUUGACAGAUCGAUUGACCGUCAGGUGAAGCGUACUCAAGGGCGACCAUUACUAACUGGAGAACUAUCAUUGACAAAAGCAAAAUGUUAUCUCGCCAUCCUUUUGUCAAUAGGAAUAUCAUUACUUUUGCAGUUUAAUUACAUAUGCCUCUGGCUUUUGACAAUGUGUGCAGUUAGUUCUACCAUUUAUCCGGUAUCAAAAAGAUUCAUGCAUUUCCCAGAGAUAGUACUAGGUAGGUAUACAUGUAUGAUAUGUAGCACUUUUCGCGGUAUACAUAUUCCCGCAAUUUUUUAAACCCGUGAAAAGUCACGUGUAACAAAUUUGUUUCACUUAAUUAGAUUAGCAGAAUAUUGAGCUACGCUUCAAUGAUAUAUACAGCACGGUAAAAUUUCCGUUCCCUCACAAUUAUAUCUCUAUAUAUUAGCUCGGAAAUAUAAUUUCCAAAAAAAAAUCCGUAUACGUACUUUCAAUGUGACACGUUCAUGACAUUCCAUGAAAACCGGUGUAUGGUCGUGCCCUUUACAAUGGACGGAACUAAAUAAAACGGAAUAAAAAGAUGAUCGGAAGUUAUGUAGUCUCAAUAUAACACUUAAGCUGCCAAAAUACAUGUUUAAAAAGCAGGCAUUAUAUCAUUACCCACGAAUAUACUAUCCAAAUGUGUCUUUCCUGGCCACUGACUUUUAAGUCACUUGUUUUUCACCAGGAGGGGAAAGGGGGGGGGGGGGCUCCAAUCCGCCAGGGACUUUUCUAUGGCUAGCUUGAAAAAAAAAUCGUUGGUUCUAUUCAGACACCCGCUUGUGCUUUAAAUUAUGCACGUAGUGGCACUUAACACGAACACAUUUAAUUAUUUAACAUAUUAUCUUUUAUCGGCGAGGUAUCUUAAAUUCUGAAGAUAGAUUCUUAUCCAUUUAACUUAUAUUUGAAGCUAAUUCUUUUCACGCUAGAUAGUCCAUAUUUUCUCCAAUUUCGAUUUCCUUGUAAUUUAAAUGGAUAAAAAACAUAUAACUAAGCAUUAACGUACCAUAAAAUAGUAAUUAUUUUGCGUUUUUUCCUCAUUUGAAAUUAUCACACGUGUUUUAUUUCAAAACAAUAGACAUUUCAAACUGUGUUGUUUACAUAAAAUAGUACCUCGCCGUCUUAUUUAUCAAGGAUUUACUUAAGAAAUACAUGCAUUAUUCAAAUCAAUGUAUUUUGUUCUAAUGUAACAAAAAUAGAUACGUUUCUUAUAUUUUGACGUAAUAUCAUAUGUAAAUCUACAAUUCAUGGUUAUCGAUUUGUGCUUAAACAAUAAACUGUACGUAUAUUCUUAGAGUAAAAAAUACAUUUUUUAUUUGUAUAUGCAUCGAGAAAAUGAUUAAAUUAGACUACAUCCUAUCUUCAUACAAUAUACUAUUUAAAAAAAGAAAGAUUUAACCACUGGUAUCAUAUCUAAAUAUCCUAUAAACACAUAUUGAGGAUAUUUGUUUGUUUGUUUGUGUGUAAGGUAAAAUUUCAUUACAUCGAGUGGGCUUUAAAAACAGUAUUCUCACGCGAGGCGUAGUCACGAGUGCACCAGUGAGAAUACUUUUUUUAAAAAUCCCGAGAUGAAAUAAAAAAACAUCUUACACAACUUAUAAAAAAACAAAUUUUCAUUUUAUUACAUACUUAAAAACAAGUUAAAACGAAAUUUCCUUAAUAAUAAAACCAGUUUUACCCACUGGUAGUCUAUAAGGUACAUGUAUUAGUCGAAGUUAAAAAUCUUAAAAUACAAGAAGUCUUGGGAUGAAAAAUAAGUUCCACAAUCAACUUCAAAUGGCGGUGAUAUCAUUCAUUUUAUUAAAAGAUAUGAAUUAUCGCUUGUUUUAAUAAUAAAAGCAAACACUUCUAGGAGAAAAUGUCCAACCAUCCAUCUAUAUUUCUGUUACUUACUGCGAAUUUAUAUUAAACCUGGCUUGAUGUAAUUUAAGCGGCCGCCAUUUUAAAAAGUUGUGUAUUUCACUGGAGUAAAAUAAUUGAGUUUGAUUCAUAGGGAUAUUAUUUAGAUUUGUUAGUCAUACACCUUUUUAAAAG